Messenger RNA from Leishmania braziliensis MHOM/BR/75/M2904, 1062 nucleotides. Its product is annotated as putative sterol 24-c-methyltransferase. The transcript has a single exon. Gene Ontology annotation, cellular component: endoplasmic reticulum. Lineage: Eukaryota; Euglenozoa; Kinetoplastea; Trypanosomatida; Trypanosomatidae. Bases 1 to 1062 code for a protein of 353 amino acids. The record is from RefSeq and is a predicted model, not a curated record. Gene Ontology annotation, biological process: sterol biosynthetic process. Gene Ontology annotation, molecular function: sterol 24-C-methyltransferase activity.
AUGUCGGCAGGUGCUCGUGAGAUCAUUCCGGUAAACCUGCUUCGUCGCCGCAACAAGGGUGAAGCGAACGAGGAUGUCAGCGCCGCCGCCGACCGCUUCCGCGGCCGCUUCGAGAAGGCAAGCCUCGAAGAACGCAAGGCCGCCACUACGACGAUGGUCAACGAGUACUAUGACCUGGUGACUGAUUUCUACGAGUACGGCUGGUGCCAGAACUUUCAUUUCGCGCCUCGCUACGCUGGCGAGACCUUCUACGAGUCCAUCGCGCGCCACGAGUACUUCCUGGCCGCACGCGGUGGCUUCACGGAGAACGACCACAUCGUCGACAUCGGCUGCGGCGUCGGCGGCCCGGCACGCAACAUUGUGCGCCUCACGCGCUGCAACAUCACCGGCGUAAACAACAACGAUUACCAGAUCACCCGUGCACGCCGCCAUGAUGCGAGCGCCGGUAUGAGCGACAAAAUCGACUACAUUAAGACCGACUUCUGUAGCAUGAGCUUUGCCGACAACACCUUCGACGGCGCCUACGCCAUUGAGGCCACCUGCCACGCAAAGGACAAGGUCAAGUGCUACAGCGAGGUCUUCCGCGUCAUCAAACCUGGCUCCUGCUUUGUCCUUUACGAGUGGUGCAUGACCGAUAAGUACAACCCCGACGACGAGUACCAUCGCAAGAUCAAGCACCGCAUCGAGCUGGGCGAUGGCCUGCCGGAGAUGGAGACGGCCAAGCAGGUGGUGGAGUACAUGAAGCGGGCCGGUUUUAUGGUAGAGGAGGUCAUAGACGUCAUUAACCAGUUUGAGUCCAGCCCUAUCAAGAGUAUCCCGUGGUACCAGCCGCUGACCGGUAGCUAUUCAUCUCUGAAAGGCGUGCGCUCCACCCCGAUGGGCCGCGUUUUCACCAACAUCAUGUGCCGUGUGCUGGAGUUCCUACGCCUGGCUCCGAAGGGCACACACAAGGCGACGGAAAUUCUGGAGGAGGCUGCGGAAAGCCUGGCGAUUGGCGGCCGGCUCGGCAUCUUCACACCGUCCCUGUACAUCCGCGCUCGCAAGCCACUCAAAGAGGUGUAG